GCUCCAUUUGUUGAAAAGAAGAGGAUUUGCUGCUUUCAUCAGUGAUGUUGGAUUGCGUGCGGGUGGGCUCGAAUUGAAGCUCUUGUUUACAAAAACGGUUUCGCCCUUUUGAAAUGUUGGUGCCGAUUUAAUUUGUGUAAAUAUUUUUGCGUGCGUGAUUCAUCGCAGCUCAUGAAGAAGAAACAAAUUUUCUUUCCAAGAGUUUUUAUUUCCUGAUAAAUCUCAUCUCAGAUUUUAUUAGUUCUAACAAAAAACAAUUAUUACCAACCUUGUGAACUAAAUACAAACAGUGAAAUUUGAAAAUGGGUCUUUUCGGGAAGUCGCAAGAAAGGAAUCCGAAAGACAUGGUUCAAGAAUGGUCAUCGAAGCUUAGAAAAGAAUCCUACGCCCUGGAUCGACAGAUUCGGUCGAUCCAGAGAGAAGAGGACAAAAUUAAACGAUCGCUAAAGGAAGCCGCUAAGAAAAAUGACAAGGAAGUUUGUACAAUACUAGCAAAAGAAGUUGUACGGUCCCGGAAGGCGGUGAAUAAGAUCUAUACCAGUAAAGCCCAUAUAAACUCCGUGCAGCUGCAAAUGAAAAAUCAGCUUGCAACGGUUCGGGUCGCUGGUUCCUUGGCUAAAUCUACGGAGGUGAUGCAAGCAAUGCAAGCACUGGUAAAGCUUCCGGAAGUGGCCGCGUCCAUGAGGGAAAUGUCCAAAGAGAUGAUGAAAGCGGGCAUCAUCGAGGAAAUGAUCGACGAGACAAUGGAAUCGAUGGAGGAUGUCGAGGAGAUGGAAGAGGAAGCGCAGAAGGAAAUCGACAAGGUGCUAUGGGAAAUUACGGCCGGGAAAUUGGGCGAGGCUCCGGCGGCCCCGAUGGCUGCCCCGGCGAAGGAGAGCGAAGGAGAAGCUUCCGGCGUUGGGGCUACUAUGGAGGGCGAAGACGAGGACGACAUGAAAGACAUGCAGAGCCGAUUACAGGCGCUGCGGUCAUAAGAAUCUACGGUUGGAUUUUGGUUUACUGAUUUUAGCGGUAAGUCUGUUCGGAUCACUUCGGUAGAUGACCUCGAAGGUCGGGGUCGUUCAUAUCAAGUUGGCACCCUCUCACGUUGUUGUAUCGGUUUGUACAUAUUUUCAUCACAGAUCGGAUAGUAGAAUAAGGAAAGAUCCACGUAGAGGAAUCGAAGGUGUCCAAAGAAAAACGUUUAUGUCUGUAUUCCAAUUAUGAGAACGUUCAAUCCUAUGAACAAUGAUGGAUAUUCCCUUUAUCGCUUUAUUGUUCAUCCAUAUAAAUUUAUUUUACUUUAAUAUGUAUGAUUCACGUUAAAGAAUGUUUGAUGACCUAAAAGUUUUUGGUGUCCUAGCAGUGAUGUCAGAAAAAAAUUGAAGGAGUUUUUCUCAUGUUGAAACGUAUGUUGCGUUCGUAUUUUUUUGUUAGUAAUUCUCGGUAUAAAUAUAUUAAAGCAUUGAAAGUUUAAGCAACACUUAACUAAUACACUUACAUAUAUUUAACAUGCA
Messenger RNA from Armigeres subalbatus, 1496 nucleotides. Its product is annotated as charged multivesicular body protein 3-like. Gene Ontology annotation, cellular component: ESCRT III complex; multivesicular body. The record is from RefSeq and is a predicted model, not a curated record. The transcript has 2 exons. Lineage: Eukaryota; Metazoa; Arthropoda; Insecta; Diptera; Culicidae. The coding region runs from base 303 to 974 and encodes 223 amino acids. Gene Ontology annotation, biological process: endosome transport via multivesicular body sorting pathway; late endosome to vacuole transport; protein transport.